Salvia splendens (bonfire salvia) is the source of this 1651-nucleotide messenger RNA. RefSeq lists its product as uncharacterized. Lineage: Eukaryota; Viridiplantae; Streptophyta; Magnoliopsida; Lamiales; Lamiaceae. Gene Ontology annotation, molecular function: catalytic activity. Gene Ontology annotation, cellular component: endoplasmic reticulum. The transcript is spliced from 4 exons. Bases 111 to 1487 code for a protein of 458 amino acids. The record is from RefSeq and is a predicted model, not a curated record. Gene Ontology annotation, biological process: GPI anchor biosynthetic process.
GUUAAAGAUGCACUUUUGUCUGAAAAAUACCAUCUCAACUUCCACCAUUUUUCCAACAAAACAAAAUAAAUAAAAUCUUAAUUCCCAAUAAUUCCUCUUCUUUUUAUCCCAUGCAAUCAAGAUGCACCAAUCACGUCUCCAACAUGCUCUACGUCCUCAGCCGGCGCCUCCGCCGCCUCUGCUCCACUCUCCGUUGGUUCAUGUGGCGGCCCCGCCCCCGCCCCAGGGUCAUCAUCCGCCGUCUCGGCCGCAGAAAGAAACUGGCCCCGAGCCGCAGUUUUGAUUUUAACCAAAAUCAAAACCGCGGCGCCCGGCCUAUCUGCCUGGCGACGUUCAACGCCGCCCUGUUCUCUCUGGCGCCGGCCGUCCCGGCGCCAGAGAGAUCGGUCGUUCUCGUCCAAGAAGAGGAGGAUUCCCUCAAGUCCCCAAAAGGGAUACUCAAACAGUCUCCACUUCACUCACAAAACAAUUCAGACAACAACAAGUUCGCGAAACUGAGGCCUAAUAAAGUCUCGAUAAAUCUCCCCGAAAACGAGAUCUCGUUGGCGCAGGACAGAUCAAUGGAGAGCUCGUUCCGAUUCAACAACACCGUUGCUGUCGCGGCGUCGGCCAUGAGGUCGCCGGUGUGGUGGGACGGGGCGGCGGCCUUGUGCGGGAGCCGGACAAUUUUCGACGUGCUGAAGGAGGUGGAUGCUGACAUCUUGUGCUUGCAGGAUGUGAAGGCGGAUGAGGCCGACGAGAUGAGGCCGUUGUCGGACCUGGCGAGCGCGUUGGGGAUGAGCUACGUGUUCGCGGAGAGCUGGGCGCCCGAGUUCGGGAACGCCCUUCUCUCGCGGUGGCCGAUCAGCAAGUGGAGAGCUGAGAGGAUAUACGAUGACAACGAUUUCAGGAAUGUGAUAAAGGCGACGGUGGAGGUGCCAUGGAUGGGAGAGGUGAAUGUGUACAGCACACAGCUGGAUCAUCUCGAUGAGACAUGGAGAAUGAAGCAAAUCAACGCCAUCAUGCAUUCAACCACCCCUCAUUUCCUUGCAGGAGGCCUCAACUCUCUUGAUUCGUCGGAUUACUCCUCCCACAGGUGGAACCACAUCGUUAAGUACUACGAGGAGUUGGGGAAGCCUACUCCAAAGGUUGAAGUGACCAACUUGUUGAAGGAAAGAGGCUACACAGAUUCCAAACAUUUUGCAGGGGAAUGUGAACCAGUAGUAGUGAUAGCCAAAGGCCAAAAUGUGCAGGGGACUUGCAAGUAUGGCACUCGUGUGGACUACAUUUUGGGGUCGGAAGGUUUGCUCUACACGUUCGUCCCGGGAUCCUACUCGGUCGUCUCCUCUAAAGGAACCUCGGAUCAUCACAUUGUUAAGGUUGAUAUCGUGAAAGUUGAAGAUGGUGGUGGAAAGAGCAUGAGUUGGAGCAAGUUGAGAAAGAGGUUUGUGAGGAUGUCUAGUUCUUCUUGCUCUUCAAAAAAGUGGGUGGAAAGUGAAAUGAGUUAGUUUCUUGAAAUUGUUGUACUAGUAAAUAGUGAUCUACAUUUGUUGUAGUGUAUUAAGAUUAAGAAGUUGGAUGGAUUUGAUUUUCAUGUAUGGAAAGGAUUUGUAUUUGAUGUUUCUUGUAAAUAAUGUAAUAAUAAUUUAUGAUAUAGUUUACAUCGAACUAA